UCGUUGGAAUCUUCUCGAAAACGAGUACCAACUGUGAACAAAGCACUUGCAUCCUCGGUUUAGUUCUAUGUUACCUAACUCGAGCGGAUAUUGUUAUGCCCUUUUUGCGUUCAUUUUCCGUGUAAAUUUCGCGUGAGGCAAUCCGGUUCCCAACAACAUGAUUGCCAAUUUCAAUGAUGCGCUAGCCUACUUUAUUUGUAGGCCUUGUAGAUCAAGUAUGCGAAGUGCCUUGGCAAUGGAGCAUAGUGGGGACGAGGGCAAUCUAGACAUAGACGUAAACGAUGACGACGGCGUGGAUGGCGACAGCCCGGACAAUGGUAGUGACAAAGAUUCUGACGCGUCGACGUGGGAAGACGAUACGGCCAGCGGGUAUGAGAAUGAGGAAGAAGAAACAGACGAGUAUGAAGCCACAAGCAAGUCUUCGCGAAGUCAAAAGCGACGCCAAGGCCGUGAUACCACAUUUCUUCCUCGAAAUCGUGUCCCCCUACUUCUGCAACAGCAUUGGAUCGCUAGAGUCGUUGCGAUUGCAGCUACUGUGCUUACUUAUCCGUCGAUUUCUGGCAGUACCUCUCCAGGUGGUAUUUCUGCAAUAAGAACUGCCAAUCUCACAUUUUGCCCUGGUCGAAACUUGGGGGAUCAUUACGAUCCAAUCGAUCGGCGUAAUGGAUUGCGUGUCAUGGACUUUCAUGUGCCCAAGACGCUCUUACCAGCCUUGAAGCGUCAUCUUGCUGCCGAUUGGCUUCAGGAUGAUGAUUACUCCCUGGUCUUGGCCGCUAUGGACGAUUGGAUUGACCAGGUACUGCUUGAUUAUCCACAGGUCCAGUGCAUCACCGAUGUCUUGGAAAAGGAACGCAUCUCCGGCAAUCGUUCCAGAUGCUUAGUCAAAGGAUAUUCCUUCUAUUACCAGACACCAACUUUCGCCAGCAUGUACGCCGAGGAUGGGGUUGGUACGAUUUCCACCGGCUUUCCGGGAGAUCGCGGUACCUUCGACUCGGUCAACUCGUUUCAUAACAUCAAGCUACCACAGCAACACCUCAAACGCUCCAAACUCCGACCCUCCCAUUUGACGUUUACCGGCUUUGCUGCCCAAUUUGACAAUCGCAGCCCGGAGCCGCUCUGGUUGUUUUGGGACGAUGCCCACAGCAAUCGUGCCACACUUAUUGGCGAGAUUGCACCACUCAAACGUUUGGGAACUGCCACUAUCCCCGGACAAGCAUUCUUCUUGACGCCGGUUCACGGCCGGUCCCAUAAAGUUGUUCGAUGGGUAGUCACGGCCGAAACUGCCGUUUACGUCUACGAUCCAUCGUCCACCCACACGCUGGAGCAACUCGACGAACAGCAAGUUAGUGCGCAGUGGAAGAAUGCAGAGCAGGAGCGUUUGUACGACAUGCUGCGCUUGCAUGACGAAUUUGCUUGCUACAUUUUAAACGACACUGGCUGGCGACCUUUCCCCGUUCCUUGCCCAUUCACCACUCGUGGUCUGCCAAGUUUUUUCUCGCAAACGCACUGCGUCGUUUUACCCGACACGGCUUUUUCCGAAACCAAGAACAACAACAACAAGAUCCAUCAAAGCGACCAACUCACCCUCAAGGUCGUGUCAGUCACACUCCGGGUUUUUGAAAUUGAACGAUUCCUUACACCAGACGAAUGCAACGCUCGUGGAAUUGGCGACGAGCAAUUCGACGGACGGUGGUGGCGGAUUCGGGACAAGCACAUCAGACAGCAACGAGAUUUGUCCACACGGUCGUCCUCCAAUACCUGGUUAGAACGAUCCGCUGCCGUGAACAAUUUGACUGAUCGGCUGUACCGUCGCGCCGCCCAUGUUUUACAAAUCGACGAAAGCUUGCUGCAAUCAGCCCUCCCCUUGGAUGAAGACGGCAACGAACCUACGUAUUCUAACUAUCACUCGCUGGCAGAAUCGUUGCAGAUUGUCCGAUAUACGGAAGGCGAAGAGUACACCGCACACCACGACUUUGUCUAUCCUCCAAUACGUCACCGCUAUCAACCAACACGAUUUGCCACCUUGCUUUUUUACUUAAACGACAAUUUCGAAGGGGGAAAACUGCAUUUCCUCGAGCCGUCAACGCUCAAUAUCAUGAAGACGACUUGUCUCAACACGCAUCGACUCCGGUCACUCGCGGCCAAAAGUACCUGGCAAACUUAUGGAUCUGGGAACCCAUGA
Phaeodactylum tricornutum CCAP 1055/1 is the source of this 2182-nucleotide messenger RNA. RefSeq lists its product with no specific name. Gene Ontology annotation, cellular component: endoplasmic reticulum. The transcript has 6 exons. The record is from RefSeq and is a predicted model, not a curated record. NCBI's taxonomy places the organism in Eukaryota, Bacillariophyta, Bacillariophyceae, Surirellales, Neidiaceae. Gene Ontology annotation, molecular function: procollagen-proline 4-dioxygenase activity; L-ascorbic acid binding; iron ion binding. Gene Ontology annotation, biological process: peptidyl-proline hydroxylation to 4-hydroxy-L-proline. Bases 158 to 2182 code for a protein of 674 amino acids.